GGCGAGUUAGGAGUUAUACGCCCCUAUUUCAUCUUCCGUUCUGUGUUCAGCAUGAUUUUUCAUAAGAGACGUCUAUUUCAUAUACUAUUUAAGUAGCAUAAAAUGGAUUUUCGCCAUGGAACCAUACUCAGGUGGAUUGCGUGGUUUCUUUUAGGUCUCUCUGCUGCUGCAGGUCAGGAUGGAGGGAAGCUGACUGGAGCAGUAGGAGGAGACAUCACAUUUCCUGCUUCAGUAAAAACAUCAGGCUCUUUAGAAUAUAGGGACAAGGCUAUAUGUCAAGUGUUAAAAGGAGACAGUGAAGUCUACAUUGAAGACUUCAGAGAAAGACUCCAGUGGAACAGACAGACUGGACUGUUCACCAUCAGAGAACUCAGGAUAAAUGAUACAGGGCCGUAUACGGUGAAAGAUUCAAUAGGGCAAAACAAUUCUUUAUUUCAUCUGACAGUUUACAACCAGGUCUCCAAACCCCAGGUGAGAGCUGCUGCCCCCUGCUGGGUGGAGUGUUCUGUGGAGAACGGGAGAGACGUGAGCCUGUCCUGGUACAGAGGAGAGGAGAGACUCAACCAGACCAGCAGUCCUGAUCUCUCCAGGGUCCUGUCUCUGGUCCUGGUUUCAGACUCCAACACUUCCUACAGCUGUGUGGUGGAGAACCCAGUCAGCAGAGAGUCUGUCAACAUGCCAGAUACAUGCAGAACUAUUGGUGAUCCUAAACCAGAUGGUGUUGAAGGAAGACUGUGGGUUUCUACUGUUGUUGCUGUGUCCUGUUCUGUAUUCAUCAUUGUGUUUGUUCUACUGGUGGUGUAUCUGAAGAGGAAAACACCAGCACACACACAACAAGGUUCAGACUUGUCUGACAGACAGCAGCCACAGGAAGAGGAAGUUCAGUAUGCAGAAGUUACUGUUGUUAGCAAGAGGAGUGAUCAGUGUAAUCUAUCAGAACUGGGCCCGGGUCUAGAGGAGAAGCAGGAUCUGACCACUGUCUAUGAUAAACUCCAGCUGCAUCGCUACGCUCCCCCGUCCCCAGACCCGUCCAACGAAGAUGAAAACAUCGAAUAGCUGCUUCAGGACUGACUCCCUCCUCGCACGGUUUCACAUUUCACAUAAUUGGAUUUUACAUUUCACAUAAUUUGGUUUAACAUUUCACAUAAUUUGGUUUCACAUUUCACAUAAUUUUAUUUCACAUUUCACAUAAUUUUAUUUCACAGUUCAUGAAAUUAAUUUGUCUAAAUAUUUAAUAAACAUUGUGUGUGUGUUUCUAAAGGCCAUAGAAGGGAGCAGGGCCGGAGUGGGACUCAUUUUCUGUCCUGGAGUUUCAUGCCUUAGACCGGACCACUAUUGUUCACAACUAUAUUGGGCAGCACGGUGGCUCAGUGGUUAGCACUGUUGCCUCACAGCAAGAAGGUCCCUGGUUCAAACCCCGCUUGCUCCAGGUACUUUCUGUGUGGAGUAUACAUGUUCUCCCCGUGCCUGUGUGGGUUUCCUCCGGGUACUCCGGUUUCCCCCACCAUCAUAAAAACAUGCAUCGUAUGAAUGUUGGUGUAAUGUCUUCAAAACAGCUGUUGUAAAGCCCCUAUUAAAGAAACCCAAAUUGGAUAA
Molecule: messenger RNA, 1596 nt
Organism: Osmerus eperlanus (European smelt)
Lineage: Eukaryota; Metazoa; Chordata; Actinopteri; Osmeriformes; Osmeridae
Product: hepatic and glial cell adhesion molecule-like
Exons: 6
Coding region: 103-1056 (317 amino acids)
Source: RefSeq, a predicted model, not a curated record